GAACUGAGAAGCCUGUGCUCUGAGUGGACUCAGACCAGGAGUGAGUGGGGGAGGUAGGAAGAGGUGAAUGGGGUCAAGGGAGCAUCUUGGGAAAUUCUCACUCCUGUCAAACUGUGAAGUUACUGAUAAAAGGAGAGGCUGGUGGCGCAGCAGAGGGUGUGUGGGCUAGAGGCUAACUAAAGCUGUAGCUGACGAUGGUUGGACGUAUCACAAGCAUUUACAGACGACUGUCAUUUUUUGUUACCUUUACGGGGCCUUCUUGGGGGUUCUCUCCCAACUUCCCAUAUUCUCACACAAAUCUCUACAGAGUUUGAAGUGAUCCCCCAAAUAUCUCAUUAUCCACUAGAAAAAUACCAACUUUCUUCAAUAACCUCUUAGCCCAGAAGUCUCAGAACACUCUUCCUAAUGUCUAAUUUAAACCCCUUCUGCAAGAUGUCUGUUCCUUUUUAUUACAUCCUGAAGUGACCCUGUGGCCACUCCCUAUGGCUUCACUUCCACCCCCUUCCUUUCCAUAUAAUCCAAAAAUUUGAAAGGAUGAGAGUAGCAAAUUAACAAAAUUAAUAUAUGGAGGGGAAAAUGAGAGAACUUAAGAAAGGAAGAAGCUGUUUCAAGUCACCUAAACACCUCACGUUUAUAUACAAACAACCCCCAUCCUCACAACUGGAUUCUCUUAUACUGCUCUCUAAUUGUGUGUGUGUCUGUGUGACUUGUAAAUUAUAAGCUCCUUGAGGGCAGGAACAUGUCCUCUUAUUUUCACAGCACAUUGGCUUCAAUAAACACACGUAGCCAUCACUUGGCACUCUUAUUAUAAACUAUUCUUACCAUUCUUUUUUGGCACUAAAACCAGUCUCCUAUGGAUUCUAGCUCUGGUUUUCUUACAUACUGAAAGGUACUAACCCUGACUUUUUUAACAAUUAAUUUGGUAUUUCAGGCGCCUCUUCUUCAUUCAGUGCCCCUCCCCUACCCCAAGUGGUCUGAAUUUUCAAGGUUUGACCAUCGUGGCAAUGUCCUCCUGGGACAGCCACCAUGGAGGCUGAAGUGUUCAGAUUUAUCUUUUGCUGUCUCGGGUGGAACAGAGGUGGAAAGGAAGAUGUUUUCCUCCUUGAAAUGUAGAAAACCCUCUGGGAUUUUAUGCUCACUAUUCAGGGAGUUCUCUACAGCCUAAGCGGAAACAAGACAAGCUUCAGACCCUGAAAAGUCCUACCUGAUCUCUGCCUGUCAAAACUGGCAGAGUAUCCUCGGGGCAACUUUGUGACAGAGACUGGAGGGGGGUGCAGAUGAUAUUGGGGCUGCAUUCAGAGAUGAAGAGAACAGAGUGAGAUUUCCAAGAUUAGCCUAUCUGAGCAGGUCCCAAAGGACUUUACUGAGGUCACAGGGUGGGGUUCCCCUUACCCAUUGCUAAGUCCCAUGAACCUGGAGGACAGAUUUCAGCAGCCAAGGUCUGGAAGGGUGCUGAAGAUUGAGGUCAGAAUAAUGAGCCCCAGUCCAGUUCUAGAUGCUGUUACGGAGCAGAAGCAGGAUGAGUUAUUGAAACGGAUCAUGAGCCCACGAGAUGGGGAGACACAAAGCAGCUGAGGAGUAUGAUUAGGAGGCAGCCUCAAAUGAUUUCUGGAGCCUGAGUUUAAAUAAUCCCAGACUGUUUCACAUGCUUUGAGGGUACCGGCAUGAGAAUGAGCCCAUUUUUUAAAAAAAAAAUGAUUGGAGGACUUCCCUGGUGGCGCAGUGGUUAAGAAUCCGCCUGCCAAUGCAGGGGACACGGGUUCGAGCCCUGGUCCGGGAAGAUCUCACAUGCCAUGGAGCAACGAAGCCCGUGCGCCACAACUACUGAAGCCUGCGCUCCUGGAGCCCGUGCUCCGCAACAAGAGAAGCCACUGCAAUGAGAAGCCCACGCACCGCAAUGAGAAGCCCACGCACCACAACAAACAGUAGCCCCUGCUCGCUGCAACUAGAGAAAGCUUGCACGUGGCAACGAAGACCCAAUGCAACCAAAAAUAAAUAAAUUUAAAAAUAUUAAAAAAGGAUUGGGCAGAGACAGAGAGGGAAAGGGAAAGAGAGAAAAUAUAAAAAGCAGAUCCAGGAACUAAAAAUCCCUAGUUGUCCUUCCCUACUAAGUACCAAGGCAAAUGCCUCAACAUGCCUUAAUAAUCUCUGAGAGAUCCAUUACAGCUAAUUUUCAUAAUGUCAUCUAAUGUCAUUAAGAAAAUAAUAAAUGGCUGCAAAUAGAUUUGAAAGGUAGUUGGGAAGAUUUCCAUGAAAAUAAGGUUAAAAAAUGUUUUGAAAUUUUCUGGGUGAAAAGAAAAUUUGUGCUUUCUGAAAAUUGGUUUAUGAAGAAUGUCUCAUUCUCCAGCAAGGAUAGAGAAGUGAGGGAUCAUGUCCUCAGCACUGCAUGGCUUGUAAAACUGAUGUAUCCAAGCACUCAGUCUUCAUAGGCACGUGGGCUAUGGUGACCCACAGUGAAAUUAUCUCACAUUUGUCCAGCUUCCUAGGAGAUGGAAGGCACUGAGCGCUUCAAAAUAAUAUAAGAUUUGUGGGCAAUGCUUAAACCCAUUAAGUGGGCCUCUGUAAUGGAGCUGAGGUCUGCACAUCAUACAUGUGAAUUGCCAAGUGUCUUUCCGAGAGCCGGUUAGGUGGUAUGUCCUGGCUACCAGGUGGGAGUGAGCAUGAUUUAGACAAGGGACCAGUUCCUGAGUCAGUUGUGAGCCCAGCCCAAGAGGAAAGCCCAGCCUUUCUUUCAAGAGUUAGUCUCAGCAAGGAUGUGUGUCUAAACUCUAAGAGCUGAGUGGGAGACAUACGGCAAACAUCAACAGGGUAGCAGAAACUGGGUCCCGAAGAGGACCUUGCUGGCCACCAGGAGGGUACCUCACUCACCCCUGUGCCUUGGCCUACCUUCCACUCCAACUGUACAUCUUCAUUCAGAUUUAACUUCCUUGCAAAGCCUUCCCUGAGCCUGAGGAAUUUAUUGGGGAGGAACUGGCAGACAGUCAAGGCUUCGAAACAGGGGAAUUACGUAAUGAGCUUUGCCAACUGGCUCCAUCCCCCUGGCUGCAGUCUGAAUGUUAAAACUAGAAGGGGGUCAGAAUGGAGGCUGUUGAAAACAAUGCAGAAUCUGGCCGUGAACCCGACUCCCCCGUCUCUCUACCUCUCAUUUGGUCAGUAAAUGAGUUCCGUCAAUUGUACAUUCUAAAUAUUUCUCAAAGACGUCUGCAGUGCUGAUCACCAAUGACAAUGUACGUUUUUUUUCCCCACACCACCAUUCUCCUUUACCAGCUGGGUGUCCUACGAUUUAACUCAGUGCUGACACUGUCUACCUGGAGGUAGCACCAGAUCCCACAGGUUCGGGGCUCAGUCCCACAGGACUGCCUCCACUUCGGAUGCCAGUCCCCAGUCCACGUUGUCAUGUCACCUGUGCUUCUGACCAUCUGGCUAUAAGUCCGUGGUUCCCACAGUCCCCUUCUUGAGUUUGAUUAACUUGCUGGAGCAGCUCAGAGAACUCAGAGAAGCACUUUACUUACUAGAUUACUGGUAUAUUAUAAAAGGAUCUAACUCAGGAGCAGUCAGAUGGAAGAGGUGCAUAGGGCAAGGUGUAGGGAAAGGGCGUGGAGCUUCCAUACUCUCUGGGAGCGCCCUCUCCUGAAUCUCUCUGUGUUUAUCAACCAGGAAGCUCUCCGAACUCUUUCUCCUUGUGGGUUUCUCUGGAGGCUUCAUUACAGAGGCAUGAUUGAUUAAAUCAUUGGCCACUGGUGACUAACCUCAACUUCCAGCCCCUCUUCCCUCCCCCAGGUCAGGGGGUGGAAAGGAAAGCUUCAACCCUUUCAUCACAAGGUUGGCUCCACUGGCAACCAGCCCCCAUCCUUAGGUGAUUUCCUAAGGCACCUCAUUAACAAAACAAAAGACACUUUAAUGGCUCUCAUCAAAGAAAACUCCAGGAACAGUGGUGGAAGACCAAAUAUAUGUUUCUUGUUAUCAAUCACAAUACCAUGACAUCCAUUUCUCUCUCUCUCUGCUGACACUACUUUUGUUCUGGCCCUCAUGAUCUCUCCACGAAUCACCAUAACAGCAUCGUCAUCUCCCACCUUGAAUUUAGUCUUGUUGCCUUUACCUGGCUUCCAGAGACAUCUCUCUGAAAGACAGACCUAUUUCUGUAACUCAUUUACUUGAAACUCUAAUUGUCUCUCAUUCUUCUUACCAUAACAUCUAAAAUAUUUGGUGUGUUCUACAAACUUGGCAAAGUCUGGCCUCUGCUUAUCCUACUGAAGUGGGUGCUGCGGCAUGUUGGCCAAAUCUACCCUUCAGGAUAAGGAGACUCAUUCCCUCAGUUGUGUGGGUGUUGCCGCUAACAGCUCAGAGCUGAGUCCUUCUCCAGGCCGUGUCCUCAGGCAGAGGAAGCUGCCCUACUUAAGGUUAUAUACAUAUACGCUCCCUUCCCAGGAACAGCCCCCACCAAGGAGUGCUUGAUGCAGGGCUGCCAAGGCAUCGUCCCUUUGCCUCCAUUCUGGACACGUCUGAAGGUCCCGCCUAGUUCCAGAGCUCCUUGUGGGAUUGGUUGAUGCCUCUGUUGCAACUGCAUUGCAGGUGAACUUCUCUCUUUGCUCACUCAUGCUCCAUUCAUCCCCCCACAGGUAUUGUUCCAGAGAGUAUACCCCCAGAAAUGUCUUGCUUUUGUAGGGGAGCAAAAUUUCCCACCCCAAAAUCUCUUUGGCAUUUGGAUUAUUUCGAGCUGAAAACAAUCAAGGCCCAAGACUCAGGAAGAAACUUUGACCUUCCCCCUAACUGCCUAAAAGAACAUAGAUAGAGGACCUCUUCCCUUUGGGAAGGGAGCCAUCACUAUAGAUAACGAAGUAUGAACCAGCUGUGACAGACAGAAAGGAACCUAGCAAAGUCUGUUAAAAUUUCUCUCUGUGUCCCUCUGUCUCUACAGGGACCAGCAAACAUUUGUUUACCAGACAUUUGCUUUUCCAUCUCCAUGUGAAUUGCCUUCCUCCCCUUUGAAGUCCCAAAUCACUAACCCAACAGCUUCUUUUGUCUUUAGCUGAGGAUGGUAUUUAAGGUGAGGGCUUCAGCCAUUCUGACGAGUUACUGUUUCCCUGGGUCUCUCCAAUGCACACGUGUUUUUAAAUGUUUGUUUGAUUUUCUCUUGUUAAUCUGCCUCAUGUCGAUUUAAUUCUUAGACCAGCCAGAAGAACCUAGAAGGAUAGAGAAAAAUGUUUUCCUCCCCACAAGGGGUUGGCUGAGGUCACAUUUUAAAGGGCUUUCCUUUUGGCAUAAAAGCAGCCAAUGUUUUAUCUAAAGAGACAGGGAAUUAGAGGCCGCUCCAGUCACUCAAGCAGGAAACAAUGCAAUUAGUUGUAAAAGGUUGGAAGAUUGGAGGAUGACAUUAGGCAAAGAGCUAUUGGCGGUGGGGUGGGGAGGCAGGAGUGGUGAAUAAAAGAUAAAGGGAAGAAUCUGGGGAAAAAAGAGAAGAGAAGAAAAAAACAGACAUCCUGUUCAGAUCCAGAUGAUGAAUUCUAGUAUCCCAGAUGGAAUUCUGUUGACUUGGCCUCUGCCUCCUUAAGAAGACAAGGUCUCCUCCUCACAGACUUUCCUGGAGUUAGCCAACACCCCUCAGUAAAGUGGAGGGUGCAGGGAGCAGAGAAGGCUCUAGAAAUCAGGGGGUCAGUUAGCAUGGAGGCACAGCAGCAAAAGGACCACCAGUAAUGAAGAUAGUGAAUUCCAAGAGGACCUGGAAAACUGGAUGAGAUCAGCCUCGGUGGGCUGAUUAGGCUGGACAUUCGCAUGUCCAGUUCUGACUGGUCAUUUAGGGAAAAACACCAACUCGGGGCUGGGCUUACAGCUCAAUGACUAGUGACUUAGGUCCAACCACAUUGAGGACAUAGUGGUAGCUGUCAAAGGGCUUAAGUUUCCUCUCUCAGGAUACCUGGACUGGAAAGCAGAUGGAUCAGGCACUUGCAAAGGAGAAAAGGGGUCACUGUGCUGGGUCACUAGCCUCCUUAAUGAGCUAGCUUAUAGCAGUGGUCAAGGCCAGAGGUUAAAUGUAAGGAAGGGAAAAGAACCAAGCGGAUGAUUUUAUCCCAAUAGCAGGCUAAGGGGCACCAAGCCAUCUUUUUCUUUCCAUUGAGUAAGCCCUGCUCUGAAUAAAAAUGGCCACCAUUGGCCACUGUAUGUCAGUCAAAGCUGUGACUAUCUCCGAAAGGAGUUUAACUUUCCUUUUUGAAACUUCUGGUCACAAGAACAUGAGGGUUUCCACUCAUGUUCCAGUCCUGCCCCAUGGCUCAUCAGUCCUAAUGGGUUAGGGGAACCAGCUGUGGGCUUUGCUGCCUCUGGGGUCACAAGAGUAAAAGCUUGCCAACCAAGACCAGGUGUGGGCCGUUAGAGCGGGGAGACCAGGCUUGUGCCUGUGAACCAGGUAACUGAAGAGAGUGUGUGGGGCAGAGAGGGAGCGUCUGCCAGGACUGAACUGAAGGGCUCUGAGGCCAAGCUCUUUGGAGGCCCUUCCAGAGACAUAGGGGCAACAGCAGCCUUGGAAACAGCCCAAGGACAUGUGCUACCAUGAGGCCUCCCACUUCGUUCUCACCGAGUCUCCAAUAAUUCUUUACAUGCCAUUAGUAUUGAAUGUAUAUUUCAUUGUAAAAAUAAUGUAAACCUGCUAUAGAAAACCAAGAAAAAGAUUACCCCAAGAAAACACUGCCUCCUAAAAGUUAAUUGUGAGUUUCACUUCCACUGGAUCUUAUCCAUCUUAGUUCACCAUCUCCAAGUUAGGACUUAAGGAGUUCAUCAGGAAAAUCAACCAGGACUUCCCUGGCGGCGCGGUGAUUAAGAAAUCACCUGCCAAUGGAGGGGACACGGGUUCGUAUCCCUGGUCUGGGAAGAUCCCACAUGCCACGGAGCAACUAAGCCCGUGCGCCACAACUGCUCAGCCCGCAUGCCACAACUACUGAAGCCUGCAGGACUAGAGCCUGUGCUCCGCAACAAGAGAAGCCACCGCAGUGAGAAAUCCGAGCACUGCAAGGAAGAGUAGCCCCCGCUCACCGCAACUAGAGAAAGCCCGCGCGCAGCAACAAAGUGAAGACCCAAUGCAGCCAAAUAAAUAAAUAAAUAAAAAUUUAAAAGAAAAUCAACCAGAGCACCUUUAGCAUAACACUUUAUUCCAAAAUGCCAGGCAUGAAAAGUUUCCCAAAGAGCAUUCUCGCUCAGGGAAGGAGGCUGAGUGGGGCAGUAUUUUUCAUGAGAAUUUAAGAGGAGGGAUCAGCAGAAGUUCACCUAGAUUGGGGAAUACCGUUGCCCCUUGAUAUCCGCGGGGAAUUCGAUCCAGGACUGCCCCAUCCCCCGUCCCCUACCCCCGCAUCCCGAAGAUACCAAAAUCCUGCGAUGCUCACCUUCCUUAUGUAAAAUGGCUUAGUAUACUUAGCACUCCACAUCCGCAGAUACAGAGGGCUGAAUGUCAUCAAAGACAGUUCUUGGAAAUAGGAGGGAAUUGUUCUUAAGGAUGAGGAGCCAUUGUCUGUGAUGAUACCAAGAGGGUGGGAAGGAACAGUAGGGGCUGACGUCACUUGGAAGAGAGGUAGAGAGGAACAGCUAAUGGGGACAAGGACAUGCAAGGGCCACACUGGAAAAUUCUUUUAGUGUCUCUUGCAGGGACCAAAUACAAACCCAGGUCUUCUGACUCCUGGUCAGAGAUCUUUCCACUUCUCGUAGAUGCCCCAACCUUCUCCACUUUGGUAGGUGAUUGAGAAAGAACUGUGAGUAUCCUGGACCCAACCAUGGAAGGAGAGGUUGCGAUAAGUAGACCUGGACAGCAAAGGCAAAAAAUUGGAAGAUUUUACACUUGUGUCCUAAGGAUGUGAUUUAUCUUCAGCUGGACUGGGGCCUGCAGGAGUUGAGUCCUAUGUAUUGCUGGCCUGCAGCUGCAAGUGAAGGGAAUUCUGCUACUGGAGACUGAGAAAACUCAAGGACCUCCGCGCUAAGGAGUUCCAUUUCCUGAUGGUUUGGCUCCGGAAAUGCCCCUGUAUCAGUAAUUGUUUGGCUCUUAAUGAAACUCUUCUGAGCGUGAAUCUCAGAUUUUUCAGCUGCCUCCCUGGGUGGCUAGGCCUGUGGCCCAUUGGACCUCUCUCCCCAAGAGGCAAUGGGGCCCAGUGCCCAGGCUGCUCAGAGACCGGGUAUAUCAGAGCUUUCAUUUUUCCUUGCUGUGCCUUUAAGAGCUGCAGGAAUGCAAAGAGUCUGGAGGAGGGUGGGGUCUCCCAAAGGGAUUUCCGGGGAAAAGGAUCCCGGGAAUCUGGGCCAGAAACUAAACUGAGAGUCCAACUCUGAGAAGCUGGGGAUGGUGUGUGUGUUGGGUCAGGCCUGUGAUUGGACUGCAGAGUUCUCUAGGGAGGAAGAAAACAAAAGUAAAAAGGAAAGAGCUGGGGAGAGGGGAGAGGCCCACCCCGCCCCCCAUCCCACCCCUAUGCGCACUCACCCAGGCUUGGAAGAGGGGACAGCCACUAGCCUGCAGAGGGUCCGUGUGUGUCAAAGGUGAUAGCGACAGAUGCUGGACCCAGGGAGACCUCUACCCCAAGUCGGCCUGCAGGGCCUCCGGAGACUGACUUGCCAACAGCUGGACUUGAUCACCAGCUUGCUAAGCAAGAUCACACAUCUGAGGGAGUAACUAGCAGACUUUGCUGUCUGGCUGUUUUUGGAGAAUUUUUCUCAGCAGCGGCUAGAAAGCAGGAGACCACCCCCUGGACCCUUGAGCCUUCUUCGAGAAGCAACAGCAGAAGAGAUUCCCACCCUGGGUGGUUUGCAGGACCAUGCUGGCUCUUAGGCGAGCUUCUGCUUUCAGCGUUCUGAUCCUCACAGCCUUUCUGCCCCUGCCGCAGUUCGCCCAGGACCCGGCCAUGGUGCACUACAUCUAUCAGCGCUUUCAAGUCUUGGAGCAAGGACUGCAGAAAUGUACCCAAGCAACGAGAGAAUACAUUGAAGAUUUCCGAGAGUUCUCGAAAAACAUAUCCGUUAUGCUGGGACGCUGUCAGACGUACACAAGUGAGUACAAGAGUGCGGUCCAUAACCUGGCCCUGAGAGUCGAACGUGCCCAGCGGGAGAUCGACUACCUGGAGUACCUGCGGGAGGCUGAGGUGUGCACAGAGUCAGAGGACAAGAUGCUGACAGAAAAGCAAGUCCAAGGAGCUGAGGAGGAGAAAAGGAUCCGGACACUGCUGAAUGCAAGCUGUGACAACAUGCUGAUGGGCAUAAAGUCUCUGAAAAUAGUGAAGAAGACAGUGGACACAGAUGGCUCUUGGAUGAAAGAUGCUGUCAGAGACUCUCCAAAAGUGUAUCUCUUAAUUGGAUCCAGAAACAACACUGUCUGGGAAUUUGCCAGCAUCCGGGCAUUCAUGGAAGAUAGCACCAAGCCAGCCCCCCGGAAGCUGAUCCUAACACAUUCCUGGCAGGGGACAGGCCAAGUGAUCUACAAAGGUUUCCUAUUUUUUCACAGCCAAGGGACUCCCAAUGAGAUCAUCAAAUAUAACCUGCAGAAGAGGACCGUGGAAGAUCGGAUGCUGCUCUCGGGAGGGGCAGGCAGAGCCCUGGCCUACCCGCGCUCCCCCUCGACUUACAUUGACCUGGCUGCGGAUGAGCACGGGCUCUGGGCCAUCCACUCAGGGCCAAGCAUCCACGGCCAUUUGGUUCUCACGAAAAUUGAGCCCGACACACUGGGAGUGGAACACUCAUGGGACACUCCAUGCAGAAGUCAGGAUGCCGAAGCCUCCUUCCUCUUGUGUGGUGUCCUCUACGUGGUCUACAGCUCUGGUGGCCUCGGCCCGCAUCACAUCACUUGUGUCUAUGAUCCGCUGGGCGCUGUCAUGGAGGAGGAUCUGCCCAACGUGUUCUUCCCCAAGCGGUCGAGGAGUCACUCCAUGAUCCAUUACAACCCUAGAGAUAAGCAGCUCUAUGCCUGGAAUGAUGGAAACCAGAUCAUUUACAAACUCCAGACAAAGAGAAAGCAGCCUCUGCAGUGAUGCGUUGCAGCCACGAGGGAGAGCGCCGGGGAUGCUGCUCUCCGGGAGACAGAAGCCACAGCCCCUUUGCAACACAGAAUCCCUCUAAUCGCACACAGGGAUAGGGGCUGGAAGCGGGAAUGCGCACGCGUCCUUUUCCAGAUGGUACUGCCUUCAGUAUCUUCCAAGAGCAUAGAUGAGAGUCUGUCAUUCAGGAAUUUUCAACAACUUCCAUUACCCAUCCAGACCUCCUGGAGCUCAAGGCCUUCCACAUUCCGAUCCAGUUUACUUCUAGCCUUUUCUUUUACUAGCAUUUACUCUAACUCUCCCCACCCCCGCCCCCCAGCCAUUAGAAAUGUAAGCCACCCCCUAAUACUCCUGGCUUCUCUCCCCUCUGGUCUUUGCUCAAAUCUCUUUCCUCUUUCACAAAUGCCUACUGAUAUUCUUCCAUUAUUCACUGCCCAAAUAAAGUACUAUUUCUUAUUGAUGUUUAAUCUCGGUUUCCCCUGGUUCUGCCCCUCCACCAAGCCAGGUGGAUGUAAUAAUAAAGUGAAAACAUUACCAUUUGAAUACCAGUUUCCAGUUACAAAGUGUCUGCACCCAUGUUACAAGUCAUCUCACCCUUAGGAGAUAGUCAGGACAAGUCUUUAUAGAGGAGGAGGGUUCAGGUGAGCCAUUCAAAGUACCAAAGCUACAAAAUGAAAGAGCUAGAAAAUACUGCAAACCCCAUAAUCUUUCCGUUGUCCAAGGAAGCAUCAAAUAUAUAUGUUUGUUCGCCCAACCUUCUCUAAGCAAUACGUUAAUCAUCUCAACCUAAAAAUAAUGGUUCGCCCCUUUAGCUAGUCGCAUGUCCACACAAGACCCUCCUAUAGGCCUUUCAAAAGCUGCUUCCUCUAGAAAACCAGCCUAAGGGUGAGGACCCCACCUCUGUUCUUAUCUUGCCUUUCCUUCCCUUGCUUUUCUCAUCUUGCUUGAAAUACAAUAAAACAGACACUGAGCAACUAAACCUCAUCAGGCUCUAUUUGCCUCCAUGCCCUCCGCAUAAGCGUUUCUGGGGGUGCUGCCUGUGCUUGGGUUUACUGUGAACAAUCCCCAGCACACUGAGGCCCUCGGUAAAUAUUCUGGAAUCUGGAUGGAAGCCAGAUAGCAGGCAGGGGACUCCCUGCCACAGCAGGAGUGCCUUGUGGCACAGGGGACAGAGGGCAGCUGUGCCCAUCCAGUGGGGCUUCUUCAAGCUCUUUCCCACGCGUUUGUCCACUGCAGCCUGGUUUGGGUCACAAGUGCAGGCUGUGGUGCCUGUCUGUGUCAUGUGCUGAGGCCUCUAUCUUUCCAGGCUGGUCACAUGAGAGGGUUUGCUCUGUGUGUUUGCAGCUGUUUCCCCUCCUCUGCCAAGCCCAGGCUGAGACCAUAGGCAGUGAAGAGAGGUUUUUUGUUUUUUUUCCCCCAUAGCAUUUGAGUAAAGCUUUGGCAGAAUGGAAUUACUCACUCCACGGACACAGUGCAGUUACCCACAGUUCUAACAGAGUUUUACAGAGAGCCCAAAUCUGUUGUGGAAUGAGGCAGGUAUGAGUAAUUAAACGUGGUGAUAUUACCCACUCCAUGGGUUUGGGGACAUUAGCUGCCCCAUGGGUAAAAUAACAUUACCUAUUUCACAGGGAAAAGGAAUGCGGGCUGCCUCACAGAGGAGGGUAGCAGGGGAAUUAUCUUGGAGUGGAAUUAUGUGUAAGUCAUGCACACACAGUUCCUCUGGAGGCACACAGAGGCUGCCUGUAAUGUGCUUGCUAUCUGCCUUUCAUCUGUGAUACGCUUUGCUUUGACAGUUCUGCAGGGCACACCUGCCACUAACAACCAACCCACUCUGGCGCCUUAAAUUCCUGCAGCUAGAAUCACUUCUUCAGGUCAAGACAUUUUCUCCAGGAAGCCCCUGUUAACGGGCCACUUUGCUUCCUGGGAGCCAGGGCUGGACAUGCAGGCCCUCAAAUACUUCUUGGGCUUCUUUCAGAUGAACUUCUCAGCUCUGGCUCUCUUCUUGGAUCUUAGUGAGGAUUGAAGUUCCUAAGACCUAGACCAGUGGUUCUUAAAUCACCUGAGGAGCUUUUAAAAAUCCUGCUGCCAGGCCAUACCCCCAGACCAUUCAGUCAGAGCCUCUGGAGGUGGGACCAGACAGGACUAUAACUUUCAAGCCCCCUUCCCUAAAGUGGUUCCGAAGUAUGAAUAAGCUGGAAAGCCAGUGACUUGCACCAUUUUUAAAAAAUUGAGGUAUAGUUGAUUUACAAUGUUGUAUUAGUUGCAGGUGUACAGCAAAGUGAUGCAUUUAUAUAUGCGUAUAUAUAUUCUUUUUCAGAUUUUUUUAUUAUACGUUAUUACAAGAUAUUAAAUAUAGUUCCCUGUGCUAU
Molecule: messenger RNA, 12364 nt
Organism: Globicephala melas (long-finned pilot whale)
Lineage: Eukaryota; Metazoa; Chordata; Mammalia; Artiodactyla; Delphinidae
Product: synaptotagmin-9
Biological process (GO): regulation of dopamine secretion; regulation of calcium ion-dependent exocytosis; cellular response to calcium ion
Cellular component (GO): exocytic vesicle; plasma membrane; dense core granule
Molecular function (GO): calcium ion binding; SNARE binding; clathrin binding
Source: RefSeq, a predicted model, not a curated record